Messenger RNA from Exophiala viscosa, 2022 nucleotides. RefSeq lists its product as uncharacterized. The transcript is spliced from 5 exons. Lineage: Eukaryota; Fungi; Ascomycota; Eurotiomycetes; Chaetothyriales; Herpotrichiellaceae. Bases 1 to 2022 code for a protein of 673 amino acids. The record is from RefSeq and is a predicted model, not a curated record.
AUGAAAGCUCUUCUAGGCGGACUGCGAUUGACGAAUACUCAGACUCAAGCUACGAGCGAAGAAGAGAAAAUGAAGGCAGUAUCGAGUAAAUCACGGGUGGGCGAUUUCCACUGGGAAGAUGUCCUUGUUCCGGAGAAGGUCGGCACCGGUAACACGAAAUGGCAGUACCAACGCCGAACCCUCUCACAAUACGGCCUCCUGUUCCUCGCUGGCUUGACCUCAUUCUACAAGCUUGAAUCACCAGCCCUGCGUGCUGCUGCACUGGGCAUGUUGUUCCCGGGGGCAGGCCUUGUAGCUGUUGCUACCAUUCCCUCACUCAUUGCAUUCGUCGUUUCGUGUGCCUUGAUCCCUUUCGUGCUCUUUGCUUGGUUCGGUAUGGGUGGAAUCGUAUUUCCCAUUAUACUGUGGUUAGGCACAUCGAUUUUGGCAGCUGGUCUCGCCAAGGACGCUCUAUUGGAGCUGGCUGCUCCCCUCUGGACACUGAUCUGUAUCGGCGGCGUCAUCUAUCUUGCCUAUGCCUCGCGGGUUGCCAAUCGAGCUGGUCAGAAGAAGAGGGAAGCUCGUAACGCCUACCUCGUCGAUGAGGUACGCAACAAUCAACUCAAAGCCGUUGCACCCAAGCCAGGCUCCCGUGAGGUUGACGAACGUACGCUUCGAUUUGUACAAUGGUUCAUUGAACUCGGUAUGACACCACAGGACGAUUUUUCGUACCAUGAUGUGAUUGAUCAAUUCCAAACUUCGGCCAUCCGAUAUCAGCUAUAUGAGUCGAUCAAUGUUUUAGGGUUGUAUCAGAGCAUUUACUGCCCCAACUUUCAUGGCUAUCUUUCACAAGCUCAGAGGAAUAUCAUCACCAAAUCCAUGUCCAAGAAGGUUAUCGAAUUCUGGAAAUGGGAAUCUAUGGCUGGCAAGUUCAACGCUCACGAUUGGGACCCAAUUAAGAAGGACAAUAUCAUGGUUACGGGUUACAUCUUGCAAGCAAUUGGAAUAUAUCAGUCGAACACGCUUGAUGAUCGUUACACGAAACCUGACAGCAUGGUCUUUGAGGUUACUGAGUCGAACAAGUAUCGCUACAACCUUCAAGGUGUUGCAGAGGCAGUCCAUCGAAACAUGGACGAGGCGGCGUAUUGCCUCUAUCCUUGUGAGCCGAACUGGCUCUACACGCCUUGCAAUCUUGUCGGAAUCGGCGGCAUCGUUCUCACAGAUCGGAUCCUGGGCAACGAUUACGGCGCCAAGUUGCGCGAGCGCUUCGAACAUGCUUUGGAGACCGAGUUCACCGAUCCAGAUGGCAGUAUCUUGCCCAUUCGCAGCGAGCUGACUGGCUUUACUAUCCCUGGACUGGCAGGUGCUCUUUCCGACACCGUCAAUGCCCUUCUUUGCGCCGCUUACCUGCCUCACAUCGCGCAUCGGAACUGGGCUUUCACAAAGCGUGAAACCCUCCACUUCAAUGAAAAGGGUCAACUUCAGGUUCGCAAUCUCAUGGGUGCCGACAAGCUCGAUCCCGGAAAUUACAAAAGUGGCGAAGGUGCCAUUCGCUGCACCAUUGCUUCGGCUGCGGCUGAGUAUGGGGACGAUGAGAUUCGAGACGAGAUGAUGAGACAGGUGGAUGAGGAGCACUACCCUGUCUAUGCUACAAAAACGGGAGCCCUGCGCAAUAAAGGGUUGAGCACGCUAUAUCAAGGCACUACACUCAAGGCGAGGUUGAGUAGUUUUCAGGAUUGGACGAAGAUGGUGCAGACCGGGCCACCAAAGCACAUCUUCCAGGCGCCUAUUCUGGACCAAGUCUCGUUUCCCGAGGUGCUCGUUUCGAAGUGCUAUAGCCAAGAUGGAGCAACUGUCGAUUUGGUCUUGUACAAUGGUCGCCAGCCAGGAGUGUUCACUUUGGGAUUCAAGAAUUGUCGGCCGGGCGAGAGGUAUACGCUCAUGAAUAAGCAGGAGACGGUUGCGAAAGAUGGCAGCGUCAAAUUCGACAUACUCAUCGACGGACGUACUGCAGGCAGGCUUGAGCCUGUCAAUGGGAAUUGA